AUGUUCCAGCGCCAGAAGAACUGGAUAUCUGAUAUUCUGUGGAAACCCAAAAAGGCUCAUUCCUUGGAGCAACUACGGUACGCUAUACGUUUUAGGCAUAGUCCUUCGAUGAGCUGUACUAGUACAGUACUUGAAAUCAUUAUUAUUAAAAUUUGCUUUCUAAACUUAAGACGUUUUCACUUCGACUGAGUACAUAAACACUGUGCUCUCCAUAUUUAGCAAUACUUAAUACUGUCUUCGGCUCUUUUUUAAGGAGAAAAGAUAAGCUUAAUGUUAGGCCCUCAAUCAGCUGAACAGCUGACUGACGGCUGAAUAUUAGUUAUAUAUUCCUUCUGCACUGUUCAUUUUCAACAUCUAUUCCCCUGUCGUUGAUUUUCUUCUUUCAUUUUUUGUGUGUUAGGUAUCUUCAUUAUAUUCUUACCAAGAACUCUACUGUUAACGAGACCAACAGAGGAUUACUCGUGGAAACUUUACGUUCAAUUGCAGAGAUUCUCAUUUGGGGAGACCAGAAUGAUAGCAGAGUAUUUGAGUAAGACUCUCACAAACUUUUUAGUACCUUUUAAAUAUACUUUUGGGAGUAACUGCAGAAUACCCUGCCACUUCAAAGCUGUAUCCCUGAAAGAGCUGCUUACUUUGAUAUGCAGUUAUCCCUCUUAUGCACUUUUCUACCUUCAGUGGCUUUAAGAAUGACAAUAGUGAUACUCUAUGCUUUUUAUGCUGUCUUAAGUGUAUAUCAAAGUGGAUAUGCAGAUACGCAGUGACUGUUAUUUAAAAGAUAUUUACUAAGUGGAUACGUGGAUAUGCUUAGUGACAAAGGGGAUACUCAGAUUCGUAGUGACUGAGUAUCUGUGUUUCUGCGUAUCCGCGUAUCCACCUAUUUUUAGGGGUUGCUUUAAAAUGCAGGGUAUUCAGCAGUUUAGCCUACUUUUGAGUGGUGGAUCCAGGGAAAGGCCUCCCCGUGCCUCCUUUUUUUUAAACCAAACUGAGGCCCAAAGGGCCGAAAAAAAUUGUUUUUGAGACUGGCCUCCCCCCCUUAACUGAAGGUCUGGAUGUGCCACUGCUUUUCAAUGCAAUACAUGUGUCGAAUGAAACAAUGAUGGCAACUUACAAUAGAUGAUAUUUCAUUCGAAACAUGUAUUGUAAAUUUUAACUGCUGAACCCCAUUAAUACUAGACUGCGAGGGAGUGUGAUAUGUCACUAUUGGAAGGGUGUUUUGCAGGUACCAGUACAAGUGAAAAGAGAGACUGCCUUGGUUUCAUUUGCACUGGCGUCUGCAAAACUCCCUGCUCGCGGCUUCGCUGCUUGAAUACUCACAUACGCACGGUAUCACACUCCCUCACUGAUUUUCAAGAAAAAGAGAGACUGCUCGUGGUCUACAUUAAUACCCAUAAUGACAGUUAACUACAUGUAAGAUGUUGUUAAUUAGCAAUAUGCUAUGAACAUGAGCCUAUGAGAACAUGUAAAAGUUGGUCAUUGUUUGUUCAUUUAUACUUUAUAGUAGAAUUGGCAUUUUAGGAGGCUUUUAGACAUCUUGAUAAGGGUGUCGCUAUUAAGUGGAUUAGAUUAAAGCAUAAUGUUAGAGCUAUUUCUAGGUCAAAGAAAAAGGGUGGUAUGACUGUACUUUUAUGACUAAUGCAUAAACAAGAACCAGAUGUUAAAUAUAGGAUGCAUACAUUUGUAUAUAAUUUAAGAGUCAAAGCAUGUACAGUGUAUGCAUAUUGAACUGAUGUCUGGGAACCUGUGUGUGAAUUUUCCUAGGAAAUUAAUCGACUUUCACCAUAUUGAGUUUAUUUUGUUGUUAUCCUGGUACUUUUGUGGUGUUUUUGUGGUUACUGGUAUUCUGAUAUUGUCACUAAAUAACCCAUAGUUUCCAAAGAACAUGUACAGGUAUACUUAUGGGAAAACAUUACUUUUUGGGAAUGGUAGAUGAAAAUUUUAACAACAAAAAGCAUUGAGAAGUGCUGUCCUUCUGGAAAAUGAUGUCCAACCUUAACAAGUGCCCAGUUCAAGUAAAGAAAUGCAUGUUCCAUACUUAUAGGUUUCAUUUAACUUAUUGAUGUACAUAACAGGUUUAGCUAUCAAAUUAUUUGUGUAUGGCUUUUUCUGUGUUUAAUAAUAAUAAUUAUCAUUAAUUAUUAUAGCUUCUUUUUGGAGAAGAGCAUGCUGCUUUAUUUCUUGAAGAUGAUGAAUCAGAAAUCCAAUCAGAUUUGUGUUCAACUUCUCCAGACUCUUAGUAUCCUGUUUGAAAACAUCAGAAAUGAGACAUCAUUAUGUGAGUUGAGUUAAUGAGAAUAAUAUUACUGUCAACUCUCUCAUAGCGACCACUUCUCGUAUUUAGCGACCACCCCCCAUAAGUGACUACUUUGAAGAUAACCAUUUUGUUCCUCACUCAAAUACUGUUUUGCAAACUCUCUCGCAAGCGAAAACUAAUUAAAUUUCAUAAGUGACGAAGACCACUUUUUAAUACAGAAAUUCAACAUACUCUUAUGUUUUCUGUUUCACAUAGGUGACUUGCCAGCAUGAUCACACAUGAUUGUAAGAAAACCGUUGGUCAAAUGUCAGAAAAGUUCAGUUUUUAAAAGCGCUGCAUUUGACUUACAAAAAAAGAUGGUUGUAAUACGAUCUGUAGUUAAAAAUGUGGAUUGUAACAUUGAUGCAAAAUGUUAUGUACAACAGUUUUCAACAGUUCCAAGUGCUAUUCAAUGUGAAACAUUGUUGCCAGUUGGCUGUUUGCUCAAGUUUUAGCUUGUUAAGUAAUGAUUUUAUUUAAUCACGUUAAUCAGUUCAGUUUCAGCUUAUGUUUUUGAUUUUUCCCGUAGAUGACCACUUCCCAUAAGCUAUCACUUUGUCGUGCACCAACAGGGGUUGCUUACAAGAGAGUUGACUGUAUUCCUAAAUGUUUGUAGAAUCCCAUUUCGAAGUCCAUCAUUCUUCUUUGUUAUAGAGUGCUUUCUCACUUGACCCUUGGUUAUGUUGUAGAUGAGAUCUGUUCUAAGGUAGGCUCGGAUAAAUUCUGCCGGCAAAAUUUUGAGCAGAAUAAGCGAUUUUUGACGCGAGCAUUCUGUGGGGAGAAUAAGGCAUUUUCAAGCAGAAAAUGAGCAGACAAAGGGAAUAUCAGCGGCAAUAGUGAUAUGCAUAACAGUAAUUGUAAAAAAAAAAAAAAUUAAAACUAAAUAAAAAACAACCAGAAAAUACCUUGUGAUUAAUUUGAUUAUUUAAUAGCUACAACACACUCACAUUAAAAGUAAGAUGAAUUAAAAUUUUGCUAUGCAUAAUGAAUACAUGUAUCUGAUUAGUUUUUAGGGAGUAGGCCCAGGAUCCCUUCUAUAAUUCAGAAAAUAAAUACGGCCUGAAGGGCCGAAAAUUCGAGCAUUUGAGCAUUCGAGUACAAUAAGGGUGUCCAAGCAGAAUUUUGAGCAGAAUAAGUGAUUUUUAUGAGCACUGCUGGCAGGCAGAAUAAACCAUUUUAUGAGCAGAAUUUAUCCAAGCCUAUUCUCAGGUCAAACCAGAAUUUCCUUUGUCUUCUGUGAAUAAUUAGGGCUGGAAAAAUAAGGAAAUUCUGAAUCAAACGAUGUUGAUUACAGUCUUAACUGUUAGAUUGGAUUUUACCUAUACAACAAUAAUAGUUUAUCAGAAAAAAGCAAUAAAUUGUAAUAUUAUUCAUUGGUUCUAAGGUAAGUUAACAAACUGUAGCUAGUUUUGAUUCUUGACUUGAUUCUUUGAUACAUGAUUCUUGCAAGGAACGAGUUUCAAGAAUUGAGAAUCUAUGGUCAAGAAUCAAGUUUAGGAUUUAGACUCACAGAACAGCAAACAAUAAUUCUGUACUUUGAUAAAUGAAAUUGAGAAAUGAAACAUGAUUCUUGUCUUGCUUUAUUAGUUUGUGAUCAUGUGGGAAUCCUGGAAAAUAUGACACUCAAAAUUAGCCUUUCUUGUGACCAAUUUUUGCUUGAUACAAUAAUUAUUAUUAUUUUGUUUUGAGCAAAAAUUGAUCAGGGGAAGUAAUUUAACUUCAGGGCUGACCCUAAGGGCUCCCCUGGCUAUCAUAAGCAUGACCCUGUUCACUUUCAAAGGGGAUAAAAGAAACGUAUAACCAAGAGAACUUUGUAGCUGUUCAAUUCCUGCUUACUUAAUGUAUGUGCCAAGCAAAUUGAUAUCUUAGCAAUUUAAAUCUUCUUCCUGAAACUUUAUUUUACCUUUAAUAUUGGUGUCAGUGUUGACCGCGAGCUAAGUUACACAGUGAGUCAGGAAUAGAUUCUAUGCUCGUAAAAUCAAGAAUUAUGCAUUAAUAAUUAGGUGAAGGUCACAUCAAAAUCUAGCCAUUUAUAUUUUUUUUCUGCAGACUAUCUACUAUCAAACAACCAUGUGAACUCUAUUAUCAUCCAUAAGUUUGACUUCUCUGAUGAAGAGGUACGUACGUACCUGUAAUGUGUAGUACAGAAUAAAGGAAAUUAUGCGAAGUUCAUAAGUAAAGUUUUUCUUCAGACUGUGCCAUUUGUUGUUCAGGUUUGGGUCUUCAUAAUCAAUAUUUUCAACUGUUAUUAAUGUGUUCUGUAGAGUAUGUGAAUACCUCUGAGUUAUUUUCUUGGAGUGUAUAACAGUCAUGGCCUUUCUGUGCUUUAUGCACAGUCAUAUGAAAGUCAUUUUUUUUAUUUGCACACAACUUACCUUUAUAAUUAUACUGUGUGUUAACAGUACUUUUGUACCAUUUCUUCAGGUGUUAGCAUACUACAUUUCAUUUCUCAAGACACUGUCUCUUAAACUUAACAGACAUACUGUACACUUUUUCUUCAAUGAGGUGAGUUAAUAGUUCAGGAGACCACAUUUUGGUUUACUAAUCACAACGUGAAUGAAAAGAAGGUAAUGUGUUGUAAGACAUUUCUGUUGGUGUUUGUGUCUGGAGAAGCAUAACAAUUGGCUAUAAACUCAUCUGGAACUUAUGAGAAACACUGCAUUUGGAUGCCAAAUACUCUAGUUUAAUUCUAGCUUUUUAAUCUGACUACAAUAAUAUUGAUGCAUAGUCUACAUGUACAUGUCCCCGUCACUCAUAAAUAUAUGGACCAUGCCAUUAAUAUACUGUAUGUAGGCACUCAACCAGUGGUUUCUUUGUUGUUUUUAGCACAAGAAUGAUUUCCCUUUGUACACUGAGGCCAUCAAGUUCUUUAAUCACUCUGAGAGCAUGGUUAGAAUAGCAGUCCGAACUCUUACUCUCAAUGUCUAUAGAGGUAAUAUAACAGUCAGCUUAUUUCACAAAAAAAGAACCAAAAUUGUAUUGUUGUGAAGCAAUAAUAUUAUUUUCUUGUAUUGUUGGUUUAAUAUGGCCUAGAAGUUUUGCUCACAUUUCUCUGGACAGAAACAAAAAAAGACUUCAUCAUAGCAGAUUUAUAUUUCUCUAAUGUUGAACAGGUUAAAUAAAUGCAGUAGCAAUCUCUAGCGGCAUAGUGAAAAAUACUGAAUUAUUUUGUUUUUCAGUUGGAGAUAAAAACAUGUUAAAUUUUAUCCGUGACAAGACCGCAGAUCCGUACUUUUGGAACCUGGUGUGGUUUAUUGGCAAUCAUGCCAUUGAACUUGACAACUGUGUACUUAAGGAGUCUCAGUAAGUUUAACCAUCAGGUCACUGCCUUUUUUAAUGGAAUUCAAGGUACUGUGGCAACUUCAAGAUUUUUGCCACAUACUCUUUAUGAUGGAAGAAGCAUAAGGUGGGAGGGCGAGAGCCUGAAAUUGCCUUCAGUGGUUGACUGCCAAACUGCCUACUUUUUCAUUCAUGCUAUCUACUUUAAAACUUAAUGAGAACCUUAAAAGGUGUGUAUUGAAAAAAGUGUGAUUGAGGGAUGUUUUCAAACCAGGAAUAUGUGUAUUGUAGUGUAAGUUUGUGACCAAAAAUCUAAUAAUAAACUGUCUUAUUUCCUUUUAGCCAUCUUAAAUGUGACAGACUGAAGGACUUAGUUGCGGAGCAUUUAGAUCAUCUUCAUUACCUCCAUGAUAUUCUGUGUCUCAAUAUUCAAGAUGUAAAUGACAUUUUAACUGGUCAUUUAAUCAACCGCUUGCUGAUUCCUCUGUAUAUUUAUUCCUUGGUGAGAAAAAGACCAGGCAUGGAGCAGGUGAGUAAAAAUAUGUCAUUUCAAGUGGAAUUAUAAGUGAUAUGAACAGAUAAGCUGCACUUGCGGGGCAGUCACAAAAGCCGGGGACCAGGAAUUUCCCCCUGGCUGCUAUGAGUGUGACGCUCUGCUAAUUUAACCCAUUCGCUCCUGGAGAUUUUGCCGAAAAACGCGUUUUGAAGCUGGUCGAGUGGUUUUCUGGUCACUGUCGUGCUAUAAAGAGCUAAAACUUACCACAAACCGGUUUACAGGUCGUACACUUGGCGGCCUUCUGAUCCAGAUGCAAAAUAUCAGCUUGCGAAGUUCGGGCAUGCGCAGAAAGCAAAAUUUCGACAUAGUUUUUGGGUUUAAAAGUGACACAGCAGUCUUGACUUUUACUUUUCGCUUUCUCUCCUCCCUUCUUUUUUCGCUUUUCUUGCCUAAUUUUUUUUUUCUCUUGCUGGGCAUUUAGUAGGCUUCAUUUUGGUGGGAAGAGUUUUUAGGAAAGCGUUUAGGAUCUUAGGAUUAGGUGAAAGGAAAGGUAGGUGGGUAAUGGAACAAGAUUUUCAUGGAGAUUUUCAGGUCCUUGUCACGUGGUUUUUUGCUUCUUUCUCCGGUGUCCUUGACUGAAUUGUGCUCAUUCUGGUAUGGUUUGAAAGAUCUCUUCACUCUGCACAAGUUAGCGAAGAAAGUUGUCCUUGACCGUUAAACCUGAUGACGUCACAAAGGGUAGAAAAGACCUGGAUCCGCACGGGUGGUUACGGGUGGUUCAGGGGCGAAUGGGUUAAUCAAAAAACCUAAAAAUGGCCUUUUACCAACUUUUUCACCUGAUUUUACAUGAAAUAGACAGAUUUGGUUGUUUUAUGCUGAAAAGUGGAUUUUUUCAAAAAGCUUGGUACUCUGCUUAACCCAUUCGCUCCUGGAGAUUUUUGCCGAAAAACGCGUUUUGAAGCUGGUCGAGUGGUUUUCUGGUCACUGUCGUGCUUUAAAGAGCUAAAACUUACCACAAACGGUUUACAGGUCGUACACUUGGCGGCCUUCUGAUCCAGAUGCAAAAUAUCAGCUUGCGAAGUUCAGGCAUCGCAGAAAGCAAAAAUUCGACAUAGUUUUGGGUUUAAAAGUGACACAGCAGUCUUGACUUUUUACUUUUCGCUUUCUCUCCUCCCUUCUUUUUUCGCUUUUCUUGCCUAAUUUUUUUUUCUCUUGCUGGGCAUUUAGUAGGCUUCAUUUUGGUGGGAAGAGUUUUUAGGAAAACUUUUAGGAUCUUAGGAUUAGGUGAAAGGAAAGGUAGGUGGGUAAUGGAACAAGAUUUUCAUGGAGAUUUUCAGGUCCUUGUCACGUGGUUUUUUGCUUCUUUCUCCGGUGUCCUUGACUGAAUUGUGCUCAUUCUGGUAUGGUUUGAAAGAUCUCUUCACUCUGCACAAGUUAGCGAAGAAAGUUGUCCUUGACCGUUAAACCUGAUGACGUCACAAAGGGUAGAACAACCUGGAUCCGCACGGGUGGUUACGGGUGGUUCAGGGGCGAAUGGGUUAAUCAAAUAACCUAAAAAUGGCCUUUUACCAACUUUUUCACCUGAUUUUACAUGAAAUAGACAGAUUUGGUUGUUUUAUGCUGAAAAGUGGAUUUUUUUCAAAAAGCUUGGUACUCUGCUUAACCCAUUCGCUCCUGGAGAUUUUGUUAAAAACGCGCGUUUUGAAGCUGGUCGAGUGGUUUUCUGGUCACUGUCGUGCUUUAAAGAGCUAAAACUUACCACAAACCGGUUUACAGGUCGUACACUUGGCGGCCUUCUGAUCCAGAUGCAAAAUAUCAGCUUGCGAAGUUCAGGCAUGCGCAGAAAGCAAAAUUCGACAUAGUUUUUGGGUUUAAAAGUGACACAGCAGUCUUGACUUUUACUUUUCGCUUUUCUCCUCCCUUCUUUUUUUCGCUUUUCUUGCCUCAUUUUUUUUUUUUUUUCUCUUGCUGGGCAUUUAGUAGGCUUCAUUUUGGUGGGAAGAGUUUUUAGGAAAACUUUUAGGAUCUUAGGAUUAGGUGAAAGGAAAGGUAGGUGGGUAAUGGAACAAGAUUUUCAUGGAGAUUUUCAGGUCCUUGUCACGUGGUUUUUGCUUCUUUCUCCGGUGUCCUUGACUGAAUUGUGCUCAUUCUGGUAUGGUUUGAAAGAUCUCUUCACUCUGCACAAGUUAGCGAAGAAAGUUGUCCUUGACCGUUAAACCUGAUGACGCGUCACAAAGGGUAGAAAAAGACCUGGAUCCGCACGGGUGGUUACGGGUGGUUCAGGGGCGAAUGGGUUAAUCAAAUAACCUAAAAAUGGCCUUUUACCAACUUUUUCACCUGAUUUUACAUGAAAUAGACAGAUUUGGUUGUUUUAUGCUGAAAAGUGGAUUUUUUUCAAAAAGCUUGGUACUCUGCUUAACCCAUUCGUUCCUGGAGAUUUUGCCGAAAAACGCGUUUUGAAGCUGGUCGAGUGGUUUUCUGGUCACUGUCGUGCUUUAAAGAGCUAAAACUUACCACAAACCGGUUUACAGGUCGUACACUUGGCGGCCUUCUGAUCCAGAUGCAAAAUAUCAGCUUGCGAAGUUCAGGCAUGCGCAGAAAGCAAAAUUUCGACAUAGUUUUUGGGUUUAAAAGUGACACAGCAGUCUUGACUUUUACUUUUCGCUUUCUCUCCUCCCUUCUUUUUUCGCUUUUCUUGCCUCAUUUUUUUUUUCUCUUGCUGGGCAUUUAGUAGGCUUCAUUUUGGUGGGAAGAGUUUUUAGGAAAACUUUUAGGAUCUUAGGAUUAGGUGAAAGGAAAGGUAGGUGGGUAAUGGAACAAGAUUUUCAUGGAGAUUUUCAGGUCCUUGUCACGUGGUUUUUUGCUUCUUUCUCCGGUGUCCUUGACUGAAUUGUGCUCAUUCUGGUAUGGUUUGAAAGAUCUCUUCACUCUGCACAAGUUAGCGAAGAAAGUUGUCCUUGACCGUUAAACCUGAUGACGUCACAAAGGGUAGAAAAGACCUGGAUCCGCACGGGUGGUUACGGGUGGUUCAGGGGCGAAUGGGUUAAUCAAAUAACCUAAAAAUGGCCUUUUACCAACUUUUUCACCUGAUUUUACAUGAAAUAGACAGAUUUGGUUGUUUUAUGCUGAAAAGUGGAUUUUUUCAAAAGCUUGGUACUCUGCUUAACCCAUUAAGCUCCUGGAGAUUUUGCGAAAAAGCGUUUUGAAGCUGGUCGAGUGGUUUUCUGGUCACUGUCGUGCUUUAAAGAGCUAAAACUUACCACAAACCGGUUUACAGGUCGUACACUUGGCGGCCUUCUGAUCCAGAUGCAAAAUAUCAGCUUGCGGUUCGGGCAUCGCAGAAAGCAAAAUUUCGACAUAGUUUUUGGGUUUAAAAGUGACACAGCAGUCUUGACUUUUACUUUUCGCUUUCUCUCCUCCCUUCUUUUUUUCGCUUUUCUUGCCUAAUUUUUUUUCUUCUUGCUGGGCAUUUAGUAGGCUUCAUUUUGGUGGGAAGAGUUUUUAGGAAAGCUUUUAGGAUCUUAGGAUUAGGUGAAAGGAAAGGUAGGUGGGUAAUGGAACAAGAUUUUCAUGGAGAUUUUCAGGUCCUUGUCACGUGGUUUUUUGCUUCUUUCUCCGGUGUCCUUGACUGAAUUGUGCUCAUUCUGGUAUGGUUUGAAAGAUCUCUUCACUCUGCACAAGUUAGCGAAGAAAGUUGUCCUUGACCGUUAAACCUGAUGGCGUCACAAAGGGUAGAACAACCUGGAUCCCGCGGGUGGUUACGGGUGGUUCAGGGGCGAAUGGGUUAAUCAAAUAACCUAAAAAUGGCCUUUUACCAACUUUUUCACCUGAUUUUACAUGAAAUAGACAGAUUUGGUUGUUUUAUGCUGAAAAGUGGAUUUUUUCAAAAGCUUGGUACUCUGCUUAACCCAUUCGCUCCUGGAGAUUUUUGCCGAAAAACGCGUUUUGAAGCUGGUCGAGUGGUUUUCUGGUCACUGUCGUGCUUUUUAAAGAGCUAAAACUUACCACAAACCGGUUUACAGGUCGUACACUUGGCGGCCUUCUGAUCCAGAUGCAAAAUAUCAGCUUGCGGGUUCAGGCAUGCGCAGAAAGCAAAAAUUUCGACAUAGUUUUUGGGUUUUAAAGUGACACAGCAGUCUUGACUUUUACUUUUCGCUUUCUCUCCUCCCUUCUUUUUUCGCUUUUCUUGCCUCUUUUUUUUUUUUUCUCUUGCUGGGCAUUUAGUAGGCUUCAUUUUGGUGGGAAGAGUUUUUAGGAAACUUUUAGGAUCUUAGGAUUAGGUGAAAGGAAAGGUAGGUGGGUAAUGGAACAACAUUUUCAUGGAGAUUUUCAGGUCCUUGUCACGUGGUUUUUUGCUUCUUUCUCCGGUGUCCUUGACUGAAUUGUGCUCAUUCUGGUAUGGUUUGAAAGAUCUCUUCACUCUGCACAAGUUAGCGAAGAAAGUUGUCCUUGACCGUUAAACCUGAUGGCGUCACAAAGGGUAGAAAAGACCUGGAUCCGCACGGGUGGUUACGGGUGGUUCAGGGGCGAAUGGGUUAAUCAAAUAACCUAAAAUGGCCUUUUACCAACUUUUUCAACUGAUUUUACAUGAAAUAGACAGAUUUGGUUGUUUUAUGCUGAAAAGUGGAUUUUUUCAAAAAGCUUGGUACUCUGCUUAACCCAUUCGUUCCUGGAGAUUUUGCCGAAAAACGCGUUUUGAAGCUGGUCGAGUGGUUUUCUGGUCACUGUCGUGGUUUUAAAGAGCUAAAACUUACCACAAACCGGUUUACAGGUCGUACACUUGGCGGCCUUCUGAUCCAGAUGCAAAAUAUCAGCUUUGCGGUUCGGGCAUCGCAGAAAGCAAAAUUUCGACAUAGUUUUUGGGUUUAAAAGUGACACAGCAGUCUUGACUUUUACUUUUCGCUUUCUCUCCUCCCUUUUUUUUCGCUUUUCUUGCCUUUUUUUUUUUUUUCUCUUGCUGGGCAUUUAGUAGGCUUCAUUUUGGUGGGAAGAGUUUUUAGGAAAACUUUUAGGAUCUUAGGAUUAGGUGAAAGGAAAGGUAGGUGGGUAAUGGAACAAGAUUUUCAUGGAGAUUUUCAGGUCCUUGUCACGUGGUUUUUUGCUUCUUUCUCCGGUGUCCUUGACUGAAUUGUGCUCAUUCUGGUAUGGUUUGAAAGAUCUCUUCACUCUGCACAAGUUAGCGAAGAAAGUUGUCCUUGACCGUUAAACCUGAUGACGUCACAAAGGGUAGAAAAGACCUGGAUCCGCACGGGUGGUUACGGGUGGUUCAGGGGCGAAUGGGUUAAUCAAAUAACCUAAAAAUGGCCUUUUACCAACUUUUUCACCUGAUUUUACAUGAAAUAGACAGAUUUGGUUGUUUUAUGCUGAAAAGUGGAUUUUUUUCAAAAAGCUUGGUACUCUGCUUAACCCAUUCGCUCCUGGAGAUUUUGCCGAAAAACGCGUUUUGAAGCUGGUCGAGUGGUUUUCUGGUCACUGUCGUGCUUUAAAGAGCUAAAACUUACCACAAACCGGUUUACAGGUCGUACACUUGGCGGCCUUCUGAUCCAGAUGCAAAAUAUCAGCUUGCGAAGUUCGGGCAUGCGCAGAAAGCAAAAUUUCGACAUAGUUUUUGGGUUUAAAAGUGACACAGCAGUCUUGACUUUUACUUUUUCGCUUUUUCUCUCCUCCCUUCUUUUUUUCGCUUUUCUUGCCUCAUUUUUUUUUUUUCUCUUGCUGGGCAUUUAGUAGGCUUCAUUUUGGUGGGAAGAGUUUUUAGGAAAACUUUUAGGAUCUUAGGAUUAGGUGAAAGGAAAGGUAGGUGGGUAAUGGAACAAGAUUUUCAUGGAGAUUUUCAGGUCCUUGUCACGUGGUUUUUGCUUCUUUCUCCGGUGUCCUUGACUGAAUUGUGCUCAUUCUGGUAUGGUUUGAAAGAUCUCUUCACUCUGCACAAGUUAGCGAAGAAAGUUGUCCUUGACCGUUAAACCUGAUGGCGUCACAAAGGGUAGAAAAGACCUGGAUCCGCACGGGUGGUUACGGGUGGUUCAGGGGCGAAUGGGUUAAUCAAAUAACCUAAAAAUGGCCUUUUACCAACUUUUUCACCUGAUUUUACAUGAAAUAGACAGAUUUGGUUGUUUUAUGCUGAAAAGUGGAUUUUUUUCAAAAAGCUUGGUACUCUGCUUAACCCAUUCGUUCCUGGAGAUUUUGCCGAAAAAAAGCGUUUUGAAGCUGGUCGAGUGGUUUUCUGGUCACUGUCGUGCUUUAAAGAGCUAAAACUUACCACAAACCGGUUUACAGGUCGUACACUUGGCGGCCUUCUGAUCCAGAUGCAAAAUAUCAGCUUUGAAGUUCAGGCAUGCGCAGAAAGCAAAAUUUCGACAUAGUUUUUGGGUUUAAAAGUGACACAGCAGUCUUGACUUUUACUUUUUCGCUUUCUCCUCCUCCCUUUUUUUCGCUUUUCUUGCCUCAUUUUUUUUUUUUUCUCUUGCUGGGCAUUUAGUAGGCUUCAUUUUGGUGGGAAGAGUUUUUAGGAAAACUUUUAGGAUCUUAGGAUUAGGUGAAAGGAAAGGUAGGUGGGUAAUGGAACAAGAUUUUCAUGGAGAUUUUCAGGUCCUUGUCACGUGGUUUUUUGCUUCUUUCUCCGGUGUCCUUGACUGAAUUGUGCUCAUUCUGGUAUGGUUUGAAAGAUCUCUUCACUCUGCACAAGUUAGCGAAGAAAGUUGUCCUUGACCGUUAAACCUGAUGACGUCACAAAGGGUAGAAAAGACCUGGAUCCGCACGGGUGGUUACGGGUGGUUCAGGGGCGAAUGGGUUAAUCAAAUAACCUAAAAAUGGCCUUUUACCAACUUUUUCACCUGAUUUUACAUGAAAUAGACAGAUUUGGUUGUUUUAUGCUGAAAAGUGGAUUUUUUUCAAAAAGCUUGGUACUCUGCUUAACCCAUUCGCUCCUGGAGAUUUUGCCGAAAAACGCGUUUUGAAGCUGGUCGAGUGGUUUUCUGGUCACUGUCGUGCUUUAAAGAGCUAAAACUUACCACAAACCGGUUUACAGGUCGUACACUUGGCGGCCUUCUGAUCCAGAUGCAAAAUAUCAGCUUAUGGUUCGGGCAUCGCAGAAAGCAAAAUUUCGACAUAGUUUUUGGGUUUAAAAGUGACACAGCAGUCUUGACUUUUACUUUUCGCUUUCUCUCCUCCCUUCUUUUUUCGCUUUUCUUGCCUAAUUUUUUUUUCUCUUGCUGGGCAUUUAGUAGGCUUCAUUUUGGUGGGAAGAGUUUUUAGGAAAGCUUUUAGGAUCUUAGGAUUAGGUGAAAGGAAAGGUAGGUGGGUAAUGGAACAAGAUUUUCAUGGAGAUUUUCAGGUCCUUGUCAUGUGGUUUUUUGCUUCUUUCUCCGGUGUCCUUGACUGAAUUGUGCUCAUUCUGGUAUGGUUUGAAAGAUCUCUUCACUCUGCACAAGUUAGCGAAGAAAGUUGUCCUUGACCGUUAAACCUGAUGACGUCACAAAGGGUAGAAAGGACCUGGAUCCGCACGGGCAGUUACGGGCGGUUCAGGGGCGAAUGGGUUAAGAGGAAACAAAAGGAAAAUAGAACAUAAAUUGGAUCAAUUUAGGUUUCUGGGAAAUUGCCACCUACCCCUCCCCUAAUCCAACAUUUUGUCCUAAGGGAGAAGUAAGUGUUAAUAAUGUUGACUUAGGGGAGGGGUAGGUGGGCAGUUUCCCAGAAACCUAAAUUAAUCCCAUAAAUUAACUUCCUAGUUGUUCAAUUCCCUGCCUACUAAUUAUUGUUUAUACCCCUCAACUUGAAAUCUUAUUGACAGCCCUGACUUGUAGGCAUUUGUUGUCUGAAAUUCAGAUUAUAUUUAUCUGAGAUUAUAAUGCUUUUUGCUUCAGUCAACAUGAGAUCAUGUGUCAUUCUUAGAAGUUUUUCAAAGCCGUAAUGGCUUAACAUUUACAUUGUACGUGCAUGUACACUAUACCAUCAUUCUUUAUUUCUGAAAAAUCAAUUUAGAUUGUAUUUUGUAGCUUAAUCUAAAUCAAUUAAAAUGUGUCAUCAUGCUUAAAUUAAGUCAUAAUAUUUAUUUGAAGGAUUUUUGUUUUCUGUUGGGUUGAUCAAUACGAAGUGUUUUCCUUUUACCAGAAUAUCAGGUGGUUACGUGACUGUAUUGUCUAUUGUUUUACCUUUCUACUCUUUUAAUCAGGUGUUUAUACUUACAUAUAUAUGUAUGAUGGUAGGAUCCCUAACUUUUAUGUACAUGAGGUAGAUACCAGUUCAAUGCUUGAGUGACUUCUUUUUUAGGAUACCCCUCGGUUGAGUGUUAUGGUCUCUCUAUUUCUUCUUUCACAAGUAGGUGCAUGUCCUUGCCGUAUUAAUGUUUUAGUCACAUAAGCCAUAAAAACAGCAGCAUUUCCAAAAUAAGAUGAAUAUUGUUAUUAAAGCUCUACAGCUUUGUUUAAGAAGUGGAAUUUAAUUUCUUGAUUUAAAACCAGACACUGAUUGGGGCAUCUCUGUGAUCCUCUAUAAAAUUGGUGUGUUCUGCUCUCUUCUAAUUAGAUUUCUACUUAACAUUGUAUAUUAUUUAUUGCAUCCCUUUGCUGACAGAUCCUUUUAAUCAUGUCGCACCCUCCACUAGUCUCAAGUCUGGUAGAUGUACUUCUUAACGGUGAUGAAGUUGCCGCAGGAGUUACCCCUGAAGAUUCUCCUUUACCCCUUAAAAAAGUGAGUGGUAAUUGUGGUUUUUGAAUCUUUAGCUCUCUUUAAGGCAGCUUUUUGCCUAGUAGCUUGGCAAGCAGCACCUUCUCCUAGCUUCCAGAGCAGAAGAAGAAAGAGGGUUGUUAUCUUGAAAAAUGGCAAAAUGUUUCCAAAAGUUCUUAAUUAACUCAAGAAAUUCCCUAAAUUUCUCCAUAUAUUAUAUGUUAUUUCUUACAGUUAAUAUUUUCAAGACGUACUUUGUUUUCUCUCUGUGUUUCCUAGGCCACAGUAGUUAUUGACUACAGGGCCAUUUAGUCUACGUGUAGCCCCACCCUCCCUCCACAGACAAAAUGUUUUCUCCAUGGAGGAGGGUACCGCUACAUGUAGGGCCAUUGGGAAUGUGUGGAUGGACUGUGUCACUGCUGGAUAGUUCUGUUCCUAGCUCAGAAAAAAAAUUUUUUACCAAAAUAACAUUUUUGAAUGAUUUUCCAUACAGUCACCAAACCUCUAAACAUCUCAAAAAAUUAAUAUCCAGAUGUGUGUAUCAAAGCUAAGAAGAGUUAAACCUGGCUUGCUCUUUACAGGCUUGUUCUUUAAGCAAUUCAACAGCAAGUGUGAGGACAUUUCAAAGACCUGAAGAAACUUUAGAGGAGUCCCUUCUUGCCCGUGGAGUGAAUGCAGAAGGAUAUACUUUCCUGGGGAAGGCUUCAUCUCUAGGAAUUCUGACAAGAGGGAGGUCAAUGCAUGUAGCAAACUCAAAGUUUUAUGUUAGAGGUACAACUUUAGUUUAUUUACACUGUGAACUCUGAAAUAUGAAGCAUUGUUUUAAGCUGUCUAUAAAGUAACAUAUGACUCAGCAAGUCAAAAGUAUUUCUGUGUAUGAAAAUUAUCUUGCAUUUCUCAGGUUGACAUACAUGUAGCAUUUUUAGUAUCCUUGGUAGGCCAGUCACACAUUCACUCAGUGUAAAGCAAAGAAUAUUUUAAUAAAAUAUUAAUCAAAUGUUAAUCAAAAAACAUAAAAGAUGAGACCUAAUGGAUUUAUGGGUAUAAGAAUAGUUUAUUAGCAUUCUAAUUCAAAAAUCUUUUCAUUGCAAGCUCAUGCGGAUGCAUUCCAACAAGGUUAAAACUUGCAUCUUGAGGGUUUGUUGUACAGCUGUAUGCUUGGAAUGAAAUUUGUCUUCUAUGCUUUUUUUGCUGAAGUUGAAUCUUUGAUCUUAGUUUAUUCAUUCUGUUACACCAGUUGACAGUAAUAUAGUUAGAAUAAUUAUAAUCAGAAAGAGAUGAGAGUGUUGUCACUAAAAUUUGCUAGGAUUUGUGCUUUUCCCACCUGAUCAGUUUUCUGCGAUUUCCAUCUUAAAUCAGGUAACAGAGAUGGAGCAAUCACUGAAAAGAGAAGUGCCACUAGAAAAGAAGGUACUACACUUGACAUAAAUUAAUUCCUUAAUACUAACUUGCAGCCCUCUACUUUCUUGUGGUCUUGUUACUUUUCAAUAAAAUAAAAAUGCAGUUUAAUAUUAUACAGUCAUGAUAUUUUAAGGUUCCUCUUCUCUGAUUGCAGUGUGUUAGGUAACUCAGGUACUGGUAACCAAAUAGUUUUUAUUGUGGCCCACUUAUCAGGACAGAAACAAACAUUUUGGAAGUAAACGUAACAAGAUUAAGAAUCCCAACAGGCAAGAGGUAAGGGUUCAAGCUACUCAUCAGGCAGGCAAAAUUUUAGAGCUGCUUCCCUUAAGUAUGUGCUUGACGUCAAAGUUUUUUUUACCCCCACGGUUAGGGCAGGGAUUCAAUUUGUUGACUCUGGAUUACUUCCAAUGCUCUAACUGCUUAGUCACGCUGUCUCCUUGUUUUUCAGCCUCUGACCUCAGUCCUGUUCAGGUUCCUUUGAUACAGACACCCUUAGGUCAGAGUGAUAGUGGCGAGUCUGAUACAGAUUCAUCCUCUAGUGUGUCCACACCCACUGCCACCACAGGUGAGACAACCAAGGAGGAGACUACAGCAGAGAGAAGACCAGUACAUGGUAUGUAUUAUAGGUGUAGAGUACCCUGGCUGGGAACAGAGCCUCCUCCUUUUGUCUUCUCUUUGAUCAAGAAGGAGAAAAGAAGGUUCUGCCUGAAUCGUGUAAGGCCUCUGAAGUUGCCGCAGCCUGAAUUUCUGCUCUAGUUAAUGUUGUUUGCUCUCAUUAAACUGGUUUUUUAAGUGGGAGCAUCCAUUCAUUUAUUGAUAAACCAAUGGUCAUAACUGAGCUAUGAGGCCUAGGAUCGAAAUUGUAUCCUGGCUAGCAACAUGCAGUACAGUCUCAACAGAACUCUUACUCCAUUCAUGCAUAGUUUUUCUUGAAUACACCAAGUGAAAGAAAAGCUCUGGUGACAGUAGAGUGGCUUGUGGAUUUGAGGGUACAUGAUCAUACUGAGCCGCUUACCAAUGCAUAUUAUUAGCUUUUUAACCCUGUAAGCCCCAUUAGUGACCAACAUUAAUUUUCUCCCAACAAUAUCCACAAGAAAAGGUUGUGAGAAUUCAUGAAUUGCUCACUAUAAGGAGAAUGCUUUGAUCUUUUAACAAAUUCUUUCAACUAAUUUUUAGGGAAAUAUAUGGAGAGCAGUCUGGAGAAUUUGGUUGUUGAUAUUGGGGCUGAAAGUGUUAACACCAAUAAACUAAAAAUCCAUUAUCUUGCAACAUACCAUAAUAAUGCAUUACAUGUAAUUUCUGCGCACAUUGUAUUGUGCAUAUCAAUAUACAUCUUUACUUAAGCUCAUUACAAGCUGUUAUUGUAUUCUUACAAUAUUCCUCUCUUGUCCUUUUUUUAGCACAAGAGGCAGUGGUAGAAGAGGAAAACAGUGAAACUGAUAACAUUAAGGUAUUGUAGAUAGCAAUAAAUUUCUUAGAUGGAGAGUUGCAUGGGAAACGGCUGUUCAUGUAACAUAAUUGGCUACAAUACGGUUUAGUCAACAUUGUUAAUGCUACAUUUGAUCUUUUUAAAAGAACAAUAUCUCAUUGCAAUGAAUUUCAUUUCAGAGUGUAAUUAAACGACCCAAAGAAUUUCAGCCCGACAGGUAUUUCUUUAAAUUUAUUUAAUAUCUGUGGAGCAUUUUUUUCCAGCUGUUUUACCAAACUAGGAAAAGUGUUAGAACAAAAUUUUGGGAGCAGUUAUUGGUACUUAUGUCUGUUGAUACAGCAGGAUGAUAUGUUUGAUUAUAUCAUGGCUGGGUUCAUCAAUGGGCUUGAUUAAGUGAAUCUUGUGUUUUGAUUGGCCACCCCAGUGGGCAAGAUACAACGUCUAAUCUUUCCCUCUUUAAAAAGAUCUCUCGCCUUGUUUCCUCGCUCUUUUAAUGUAUGGUGCGUUUUUUAUUGGCCUCGACUUUGUCUCAGUCAAGAAAAAAAUCAAGAAAGAACUUGGCCAAUAUCCAGCCGCCUUGAAAUCACCCUUGGUCAAUAACUCACACUGUACAGUCAUAUCUGAACGUUGUGGACAGUCCUGACACCAAUCACGUGAUCAACAAAUUACUAAAGCUUGAUUUUAUAGCAACCCAUUGUGUUCAGUUCUGUUGAUACUUAUUCUCAUCAUCUUUUUACGCUGUAUUUUUUUGUUAUUAUUUUUUUUUUUGGCAUCUUCUAUUCCGAUACUGUACUUGACAUUCCUCAGGAUUAAGAGGGAGAAAGAAAAGUUAAUUAUUGCAACGAAACGUAAAUACUUACAGGUUGCCCACAGAAAUACUUUCACAUUCACACGCAUGACCAUGUUGAUUUUGUUUUUUCAUGUUUAGUAUGUUUCUUGAAGCGAUCCAUGAAAGUCUUGAUUGUAGCGACAAUGAUGAAGAGGCACUGUUUGCUAUUUGCCUGCUGUGUGCAGCAAUUGGCAACAAAGGUAGGUAGUACGGACUGGUGCAUGGCAACUCCAGGUGUGCUUUUCUGAUCAAAAACAUAGAUACUAAAUAUCGUUUGGUGCUUAUCUGCUUGUACUCUCGUUCAGGUUCUUGUUAAGUUAAUAGCUGUUUGUUUUAUAAUUCUAGGUGUGGACAAAAAAUUGCUUGAAACAUCAGGAAUCUCGUCGGCGCAGGUAAGCGUUAGUGUUGCAUAACUGUAAGUUUCCAAGUGUAUACUGUCAUCUUGUACUUGUUGUUAAGGUGGAUAGUUCUUUCGCUUGUGUAAACUAGUUUUCCAAUGUUAUAGAUGCGGGUACGAUGAUAGUUUUCUCCGGAAAUUUGGCCUCUUCUGCCCUGAUCGCCUUUUUGCAAGAGAUAUUUACCGUGGGACGUUUCCAUGGAAACGUUAAAAGGGCAUUAAGGAGUCUAUCGAGGUUACCAAGAUGUUUACGCUGGAUUCUUUGAUUCCUACAAUAACUCGGCCAAUCAGUAGAGUGUAAUGAAAUUUCCCACGUAAAAAAAGCACUGCACGCGUCGUCGAAACGCGGGAAACAGGCUUGAGUGUGACCACUUUACCUCUGUAGGUAAACCACAACGAUAAGUGUACCGCGAGAGGAACAUCGCACAAAAUUACUGUGUCCACUGUGCCUGCAUUCUCGGUUAUCAUGUUAACACUUAUCUGUGUGGUAUUAAUUAAUUUUAUCCAGAAGGCUUUGUCCCCUUUGAACAACCGCGCGCAAAAGACUAGCCUGUUCCAGGGUCUCGGAUAGUACUGACGGAUAACGCGUUACUUAAAGACACGCGAAAACAAGAGCGCGUGAUUUGGCAAAAGUCCUCUCCCCAGUUUCGGCCUCCCGUCUUAUUUUGGUGUUUGCGACACCAAAAUAAAACGGAGCCUGGAACAGGCGACAAAAGACUGGAUCACCCUUCGAACUACAUAAAAGUGAAAACGUUCGGUCAUCAAUGUUUAAGUUUUUUGAGAAGUUGUCAUCAGUAGAUGACCAAAGAAGACAUAGACAUACUCCGAGUCUGUUUGAGUCCAAGCCAUAAAAACGAAUUAAGAUUUGAGUUUUUAGUGUGUAAAACUAUCGCGAACACCCAGUAUUAAUCGUAUCUAACUCAUAAUUUGUUAGACAAAGAUUCCGUACGGUGAGAAACUUGUGGAAAAGCUGAUCAGAGUCCUGGAACUUGGAUAUCGGAAUGGUGAGUACGAUGCUAUCUGGUACUAACAUUAUUGAGCUUACGCAACAGGACGGGAGAGGAAAGAAGACGGCAAACCUUGUGUGACAAUCGUGACAAUAAUUUUGUUUGGAAAGCUUUUCCGCCGAACUUCACCCUCCUUUAAACAGGUCUUUUUGUAAAAGACCAGAAAAACAUUAACUUAAGUGAAGAUCACCACAAAACACAUAAGUAAUAGGCCUGUCGAGGCCUGUCACUUUUGUCGCACACGAGCGUUUUGCCGUCCUCUUCUGUCUGCCGCCCUGUUGCGUAAACUUGCUAUUAUUGAUUUAUUUUUUUUUGUCGCAAUCAGACAGAACUGAUUUUAUUUUGUGCUGACGAAGAUAAAGGGAGAAAUUGUAAAGUUGAUGAAAGAUGUUGAGUAGAGACAAGAGAUCAUAAUAGGUCCUAUUAUGGCUCUUGGUAGAGAACUGUCCAUAAAUCAUGAAGCCCAGGUUUACACAAGAGGAGAUCUUUUCGGAUUCAUAAUGUUUCCGGAUUCGUCAGCUAAUCCGAGAACAUUCAUUCGGGUACAGUGUAUUCACUUAAGAUUCCGGAUUGAAGAUCCCCGGAAAUAUAACCAAACUGGAAAGUUAUUACCGGUAUUUUGGAUUUAACGGAAUGUAUUUGCGAGUAAACGGCAAAACGAAUCCGAUACCAAAAUGAUGCGGUUCUCUAGUGUGAACUUAGCCGCUGAGGGAAGUACGCUUUUGGAAGAAACAUCUCGGUAUCUGCCAACGUAUCACAGGAUAUAGCGUACUUAUGCACAAUUUUGUUUUUCGGAGGUAAAAGGACUUACCAUGCGAGAAAAAAAGCUAAAUGUAACCGUAAAUUUUGUUUACAAUAAUGAAGAAUAAUGAGAAGAACAAAGUUCAAGUGCUUAAAGCUUUAAUUUUUUUGUAUUGUGUUCAAUCGUAACUGUAUGUAGUCACCUGCACUUACUUUGCGUUGACUCUAAAAACCAAACACUGUAGCUUUGUGGAAAAUACCCAUAUUUUGGGGGUAUUUUGUUUGAUUUUUUUUCUUUUAGGGAGUCAAGUUCGCGUGGUUACAUUGGAAAUGAUCAUUCUUCUCCUCAAAGAGCUUGUUAUGUAUACAGUGGACAACACUAGGUGUAGUUACCUAGGCGACAGGCACUUGGCUAUGAUUGAGGUAUGAAAACAGCUGACUGAUCUUACGCCUCUCACGUGUGUAUCGUAUUUAGUCGAAUAAGCGCCGCCCAAUUCGGCACGACCCCGGCUUCCUGGCCUCGAUACAAUCCAAAUCAAACGAUGUAAAUCCUGCUAGUUUAAUACGGAAAAAUAAUACCGCAGAUAAGACAAUUCUUCGUCGGGUCCAACUUUCAAAUAAACACCCCCGAAUAAGCGCCAUUUGAGGCAAAAAUUUAAUAAGCGCCGCGUAAAUACGGUAUUCCUGACGGAAGGGCCCAUCGAAUAAAAAUUUUUGCACAAAAAGUCUUCUUUGUGUCGUCACGCAACGGCCCUCGUUCAAGAAGACAGUUGCGUGACGAGACAAAGGACGGCUGCGUGGGACACUGUGCUGAAAAAACUGAAAGAUAAUAUUUGCUGGUAAAGUGGCGUGUUACAAUUGGGUCUUUUUAGUAUACUGCUACACAAGAACUUUUAACUUUACUAGGUUUUUUUAGCGAUGCACAGGUAAGGUUAAUGUAACUUCGGCCUUAUCCACAAAGCGCAUAAGGUUGAUUUCCACUGUCGCGUUUUUGGCUACGCACGGUAACGCACGUAAAUUUUAACCACGUAAGUAAAAUAGAGGCAAGACAAAAAUGUUGAGCUUAAACGAGAGGUUGAGCGACGUUCAACUUUUACAGUUACGAGCGACCUUUCAUGCAUUGCCUCUAUUUUAUUUGCAAACUUUUACUUUUGCGCACGUACGCACGUAAAAAUUACGCGACACUGGAAAUAAACCCUUAAGGACCCCAAAAAACUCAUUUAACCCUUUAAACCCCAAGAUCAAAGUUUGAAUUCUCAUUUGUUGCCCCUAUUCAUUUCCUACAGAAGAAGAGGGGAGAAGUUGUUAAAAUAUCAAACAAAUUCAUCUUGUGUGAUAAUGUCCGUAAUUCUCAUGACCACUCUGUUUUACAAAGCAUUGCUAUUACAAGGAGAAAUUUGAUGCUGAUCACUCUUGGGGAUUAAAAGAGAUCGUGGGUGUGCACGUUUGUGAAUUGUUUGCAAGUGGCACUUCAAGGAUCACUUUUUCACGUCUGUUUUUCAGAACGUUCGCGAGGCCAGCACGUUGCAGUUAAGACAUUACUAUAAGGUAAAAACAAGUUAUUUGUUCUGCUUAUGUUCAUAAAUAUUGUCAUCGUUGAAUUGUCACGUUUAAAACAAAACUGCAGUCAUACUAAAGUAAUGCAUGGCCAACGGUGUUGAUUAAGUUGAGAAACCCGUUGGUCAUUUUAGGUGAAAGGUAGGUGUUAGACUGGGUCGGUGUUAGGUCGGACUGUUGCACUGUUGGACUGUUUUGGGGACAAAUUUGGACCCAGUCUCCCGCACUCGAAGCGAUAGCGUCCUCAAAACAGUCCCAUCGUGCAAUACGGCACAGCAUUACCCUAGUCUCGCGGCUGCCAGCUUUCGGCCGGCUGCCGUCUAAUAACGAACUUAAUUAACGGUGAAGAACAUUAACAAGACGUUGCACAUCGUUUACUUGUAGAGGACGUCAUAGACGUUUAGGUUUGUUUUCUUGGAUAAACUUAAACGUUCUCAGCUCUAAACUCAAAAAAUAAAUUCAUAAAAGGGAUAGGUUGUGGUAGGUCGGAUGAUAGGAUUAGAAGAGAUUUAUUCGUCCUUUGCUGGAAAAGUAUUUUGUGUUACUAACAUGUAGGAAACAACACAGAAUGUUCUAAUUUAUUAUCCCUGAUCCUGUUAUACUUCCCAGUACUCCUGAUAAAUGCAAAUGUGUAUUAUAUUACUGUUAAUGUAGUAUUAUAGGCAGUAUUUCUAUUUCCUCACUCUUUCCUCUUGUCUUGUUUCCUCCACAGGAAGAUGAGAUUUUCUUAGACAUGUUUGAAGAUGAGUAUCGGCAAACCAAGGUGCAAUCAAGUUCAAUGCACAAUUUGACUGCUAUGUCUGAUUCUCUCUUCUCAAAACUUAUUGUGUUAUGUUGCAUUGUAACUGUAAAGAGAACUUAGUUUUUGAUCCUUUCUUGUAGUUGAAGCCGCCCAAUCUGCAGCAUUUGAUGAUGGACGCCACACUGCUACUUCCCAUAACUGGAACACCGCUGACCGGAAUAGAGUUUUAUAAGCGCCUGCCGUGUGGCGAAGUAGAGCACACACGAAGAGUACGUCAAACGCACAUAACGCGUACUUUAUUUUGUUAUUUUGCACAAGUUGUGAAAUAGGAAAACAACCUUUUUCGCUUAGGUCACCUUGUUUUACUUGAGUUUCGCAAGAAUUCUGACCAACUUGAACAAUCAACAGUUGUCAGAACACUGCAUGCAAACUGCGGCAGUAACUUGCUCGGUCGUUAUAAAUCAACUUAGGUCUGUAAACGUCCGGCCCAACUUUCUGAGUGGCCACAGUUUGGAAAUUAUAGCAUUUCUGGGCCCUAUUUCCAUUUAGGUUAUGUAGAAUAAUUGUUAAGAAGUGCGCGCUCACAAUGUGUCAGAAAUCUCACCCGUUCGCUGCGCUCACUCGUUUACUUUUUGGAUACAAAAACUUGCAACGAGUGCGUUAAACCCUGCUAAGGACUUUCUUUGUGUUAUUGUGUAGCAAGUCUUUCUCAUGCCAGAAAAAAAGCAUAGCAGUGAGGUUAUUAAUUAUUCUAAAUUACUUCUUUUGAAGGCGAUUCGUGUUUUCCUGUUGAUGAGAGAUCUUUGCCUUGCCUUGCUGGGAAAGAAUGAGGAACAUCUUCCUUUGUCAAAAGUCGAAAACUCUGUCCACUUGGAAGAUGUUCUAGACCUGAGUAAGUGGAAGGUGCCUUUGUUUUUGUUUACUUUUUAUUUUUUAAUUUAUUGGUUUGGCUGGUAUUGACCAAACUGUACGUGUACACAAAAUGUGAACGUCCUCUAAACUUUACCCUCUGAGAGUUAUUUGUAGAAAUGCAUUCUGAUGAGAUUGAAGCUAUUUAUGAUAGAUGUCACGAAGUGUUCCCCAUGGACAAGUAAUUCUGUGAAUAUGGUCAUAUGGUCAUAUGGGAGUUACAAAAGAAUCGCGUCUAAUAUGAAGUAACCAAGAUCCGAGUUAUGAUCAUUUCUGGACCUAAGUGUUCGGUUUCAAGGUGUCUGCAAGUUUGGAAAGCCUUAGUGUCCACUGGGCUCGUUUUCUGAAAGUUCUUUUUAAAUUUGCCUGCAACAGUUUUGCCCAGAUCAUAUUCCUCUAGGUCUUUGAGGAUGAAUAAGCCCUUAUCUCUACCUAUAUUACAAUUGUGUAUUUUUCGGUUUACAGAUAACAGUGACUUGAUUGCGUGCACGUUGAAGACGGAAGAAAAGUAAGUGUAGUUUUUUUUUACCCAUGUUAUUCCCUUACAUAAAACGUUAAAUGAGCGCAAGCCCUCCAUAUGGGGGAUAUCGUGAGAAGUCACGCGCGAGUGGCACAGGAGAAGAGACAUGAGAGCCUCGCUCCUCGCGGCCUAGCCCCUCCCUCGCGUGGCUGGCUGGAGAGUUUGUUCGCAGGCUGGGUUCACUCUUAAAAUGCUACCUGUCUCCAAGACAUACUUUUACCAAUUUUCACAUACUAGCAAAAAAACAUUUAGCACGUCCAUGCCACUACAAUGGAUUUCUAUUGGCAUAGAAUAAAUUCACCAUUCCCUGUAACUUAAUUGGUAUAAGCGUUCUUUCUGUAUUCCAGGCAACAGCGUCGUUUUCUGGUCAUAGAUGAGGCUCAGUUUAUCCUGGUUGAACCUGACACAACCAAGUUGGGCUGGGGUGUGGUUAAAUUUGUUGCAAGACUCCAGGUUAGUAGGAACAAAUACAUCGUUUUCACUCACGUGCUUAGUGACCAGGGGUUUCAAUAAGUUUUUGACUAUACUUAAGAGUAACAUUUCUCAGGAACACAUGAAACUAAUUUUAAAUUUGAAGAGAAUUAUGUUACAAAAGAGUUCAGUCAAAACCUAUUUUGCUAAAUUUUUGGCAAGAAUUCGAAGCUGAGAUGAAAUUUCUGGUCUUAGUUGACUCGGUGAACAAGCGGGUAAUCGGCCCGUUAACAUGGCUGCCAUUUCGUUGUUUAGUGAGACCAAUAUCUCGGAACACUGUUUUGACGUCAGUUCAGUCUUCACAGGAUUUUUAUCAAUGAAUUUUUUUGGAUCGUCCUUUUCUUUACCUACUGUUUAACUUUGUUGUUUUUGCAUUUUUUUGUGUGUGUGUGUGUUGUUGUUGUUGUUGCUGUUGUUUUUAGUGUGUAGUUCCAGAAAAUAUCCCUACCCCCCCACGGCGGGCAACGGAAAUUUCGAGGGGGGAAUCCAAAAAUAGGCAAUUUCCAAGGGGCUGGGGAGUUGCGUACAGAGGUUUUUGCCAGGGGGUCUAAGUAAGAUUGGUGAGUCAUUAAUAAAUAACAGCUUCUCUGUGUAACUAGCUAUCAGUUAUUUUACCGUUACCGGUGUUUUCAAAACAAGUAUUAUUGUUUGCAUUGAUCAUCUUUCAUCUACGGUCGGCUAAAUACUUUUUUCACGGCUUGGGCGAUAGUUUUCCUUAAUACAAUAGUCAUCGGCUCAUGAAUAAACUUUGGGUUAUCUAGCUGUUGCUGCAUUACACAUUUGAUUCACCGCAAUUUGGUCUGGUUCUGAGCCUUCUUGUAACAUGUUCUAACUUAAAUGAAGUAAUGAAAGUUCACGUGGCGUUUAGUUUGAAUGUAACUGGUUCUUUUGCACAUGACUUUUAUCGGGUAGUCAGUAGUGUAGCUAAGAACGUUCUUGAGUUUAUUAGACCCUAAUUAACAUGAAUGAAAAGAAUUUUUCUCUUUUUAUCGCAGAAAAAUUAUCUUUUGCAUAAUGAUAUAGUGCAACAACAUUUUUGACACUAUCCUUUCCAGAGGGUACCCAACCAAUGUAAAAUUUACGGAAAUUCCAGGGAAGGGGGGGGGAGGGUAUGACAAGCACCCUCAGGAAUGGAAAUUCCAGGGGGAUAGGGGGGUCUAAAGCAAAAGUGCCCUCCGGGGGGUAUGGAUAUUUUCUGGAGCUACACAUUCAGCUACGCCCAUCCGUCUCAACUUACCUAAUAAGUAAUUAGUACAUGGACUUUUACAAUUCAGUCUCUUCGGAUGCAGUGGUAAUUGUAGAUUGUGUUUGUUGUUUAUAUCAGGAUGUGGAGACAGCACCUGAUAAAGAAGACAGUCGCUCUUUAUUUAUCACCAUUCAUCAACCCAGCUCGGGUCGCAGCCUGACCAAAGUCCGCUCGCGUCCCAUUCUUUUCGCCAAAUUCAUCUUUGAUGACUACAUUCGCUGCAUGUCUGCUAAACAGCGCCUGCAAAGAAGACGGACAAUGCUGAGGCAACAUAAACUACACUGCAUAGCACAGCUGUUAGAGCUACCAGCCAUGGCUUCACCGCCGUCUCAUUACUAUUCUAUCACCCCGCCAGCUUAUGUUAAUCUGGGUCCGGGACAACUUGAGUCACCAACAGACUCUCAAACAAACGAGUCCGCUGACGAGCCCGUUGGCCUACAAGUGCAGUCUGCUGAGCAUGCGCAAUCGUCUGGUAAUACGUCACAGGAGUCUACCCAGGCUUCGCUUGUUGGAGCCAUAGCAACGCCAGAGCAGUGUUUGUCUCCAGUUAAUGCUCCAGGCAAACGCUCGACUUCUCAAGCGGAGGCGCUUGCGAAUGUUCUAGAACAAUCACCUCCUCCUAAAGGCGAUGAUAAACAACUUUCCACAUCAGUAGAGGAGGCUAAAGAGGCUAUCGAAAUGGAAAAUACUAAUAAAACGGUUCAGAAUAUCCAAGAAAACAUUUGCUCUGAACAUUUUUCGCCUGAUGAACAUACAUCCCGGUCUCGCUCGCACUCGGUAGAGAACAUAGAGCAUUAUACUGUCAGAAGAAAUCCCGUGUCGCGCUCUGCCCCUGCCACCCCUCGUGGGGACAGACGUACUGUGUCAAUCAUACAACAAGGUGAUGCGUUAGUGGGAUUGAAUACCAACUCAAUGUCUGAGCCAGCGAUAUUUUUUGCUGGUCAGUGGGAGCCCCCUACAGCGCAUGCAAAACCACCCGAGAGAAGAACAAAAAAGACUGGGGCCAAAAAAAGUAAAGGCAAAGGAAGACAGCGAAAGAGAUAAACAAUUCUUAACCACCAGUUAAGAAAUUAGCAGUUAAUAAUAAAUAAAUUAUUACAUCAAACUUCAAGGAAACUCCAGAAAUAUCGCAGAUAUUUAUUCGAAAUUACUACUACGAGGUAUAUCAGAUUUCAAGACAACUACUUUAUAGAAAGAAUAAUUUUAAUGUCAUAUUUUAAUUGACUUUAACUAACACGCUCGAUUGUUGGGUUACAUUUAAGUGUAAAUAUUAUAUUUGAACGAAAGAUAUAAGCAAGGAGUCAUAAGAAGUUUAUUGAAGUAGUGAUUUUACUCAGUAGCAUAGCUGAUUGGUAGAAGUUUUCAACCUAUUAUUACGUAAGAUGUAAAGAGAAUUUCCUGUGUUUUUAGAGAUGUCAACAGUCGUUUUGUUAUACGGAAAAUUUCUCUCGAUACUUGCAAUUUUAGGAACGAAUUAACAGUAUUUUGUGCCGUUAAGUUCUAGGUGUUUAGUAGGAACGCUGAAGAAAUUUACUUCCUAAGCGUCCUUCUUUUUGCCUUGAACAAAAACUUGUUUCAAAUUCUAAACUUUAAGAGUUUCGGUGGGUGGAGAAUGUCAGUUCCCAGUGUAUUCUUUCGCUCACAGCCUGCAGGUUAUCUCCAAUGGUGAGAAUGGAUAUAACGAAUUCGCGUUUAUUUUUGUAGAAUUCGAUAAUGCCUUUUAUAUUUGAGUUACGGCGAACCGCCCACCCUCAUCCGAUUUUUGAUACCAGAAGAUCUUUGUUUUGAAACGGUUUGCAAGCUGAUAGUUGGUGAACAGAAAUUAUUGUAGGGUUUUUGUAAUCACUAUUUUUUGCGCCUUGUGCAUUGCAUCAUCCUGUUAUUCAAACCUUUGGUUAAGGCUUGGCAAAAAUUACCAAACUCUUUGAGUAAAGGUAAUGUUUGGUGCUUUUUUCAGUUUAUAAGUGACUGAUCUAUCAAAUAUAGUGCCAAUACGACGUAACAGUAAGUAAUAGAAUUCAGUAUUAUGAAUUGCGAAUGAAACCUAAAGAAGAAUUACAGUUAGUUAAUUUUGAAAAUAUUGCAUCCUCUACUCUUCAGAUUAGAGUAAAGUUGCUCUUUGAAAAUAU
Porites lobata is the source of this 28104-nucleotide messenger RNA. Lineage: Eukaryota; Metazoa; Cnidaria; Anthozoa; Scleractinia; Poritidae. The record is from the annotation of a GenBank genome assembly.